UUUAAGAUUCGCAACUUUGGUUACAAUUUUGGUGAUUUCAUCCGUCUGAUAUUCAAAAGUGCUGCCGACACCGUUCUUGAGGCAACCGGCGGCUCGUCGUGUGAGGUCUGUGGUAGUUUCUAAAGGCAGUUGCAAGUGGCCCCCGGUGACCUCUUCUGAGACAACUCGGCAAGGCUUUGCUGUCCCGAGCCAAACCAACAAAGAGCCAGCCAUGUCGUCGACAUCACAAAAACACCGCAACUUUGUCUCCGAGCCGAUGGGAGAGAAGGCGGUUACAGACCUUGCUGGCAUCGGCGAGGUCCUUGGCAAGCGCCUAGAACAGAAAGGCUUUGACAAAGCCUACGUUGUCCUUGGGCAAUUCCUAGUGCUCAAGAAAAACAAGGACAUCUUUGUGGAUUGGAUGAAAGACAUCUGUGGUGCCAACAACAAGCAAGCGACCGACUGCUACCAAUGUUUAUACGACUGGUGUGAUGAGUUCUUGUGAACGUUGGACAAUGCCAACUGACAGACUGUAAAUACCAAGGGGACCUUUCUUGGUUGUUCUAGGACACCUAUCUCCCAGUGUCUACAAGAAUUUUUUUUUAAACUUUCCUGUGUUUUAUUUCGCUAAUAAAAUAUUUUAUUUCCUGCUUUUAA
Dermacentor silvarum is the source of this 636-nucleotide messenger RNA. It is a transcript of the gene baf, whose product is annotated as barrier-to-autointegration factor. Bases 212 to 484 code for a protein of 90 amino acids. The record is from RefSeq and is a predicted model, not a curated record. The transcript is spliced from 3 exons. Lineage: Eukaryota; Metazoa; Arthropoda; Arachnida; Ixodida; Ixodidae. Gene Ontology annotation, molecular function: DNA binding.